Molecule: messenger RNA, 808 nt
Organism: Tuber aestivum (summer truffle)
Lineage: Eukaryota; Fungi; Ascomycota; Pezizomycetes; Pezizales; Tuberaceae
Source: the annotation of a GenBank genome assembly
AUGGGUUCUCAAGUCCGAGAGGAUUUCGUGCCGGCGCUUUUGGUGGUUGAUUUUCAGGAGGAUUUUUGUCCGCCGGUUGGUUUUGCCCUUUUUUUUUUUGCCGUUCCCAGGGUUGCUGGGACUGAUUCUGGGGUGAUGUCAGAAUGGAUCAUUAGCCGUGCAAGACGGUCGGAGCAUUGCGCCCGUCGUGAACGAACUGUUGCUGCUACCGUUCGCGUUGAAGAUUGCCACGAAGGAUUGGCAUCCGAGAGAGCAUGUCUCCUUUGCUUCGAAUCAUCCGCCGCCGGAUAACGUUCCAUUCGUAUCGAAUACUACGGUUGUACAUCCCGAUGGUUCGAAUAGGGACUACAAGACGCUCCUGUGGCCAGAUCACUGUGUGCAAAACACCCCGGGGGCAAAUUUGGUUCCGGAGCUGGAUAUCUCCCGCAUCGACGCAGUGGUGGAAAAGGGCCAGGACGCCCGGGUGGAGAUGUACUCUGCGUUCACGGAUCCAUUCCACGUACCCCCGUUCACGCCGGAGUCUACGAGUGUGUCCACUUCAGGAUUGCCCAUGAUGCUGCAUGAGAAGGGCAUUACGGAUGUGUUUGUAGUAGGGCUUGCACAGGAUUUCUGUGUCAGGGCGAGUGCCAUUGAUGCGGCUAGGUUUGGGUAUAGUACGUUUGUUGUGCGUGAAGGGACGAGGGCGGUCGUGCCGGGGAGUGGGUGGGAUAAGGCUGAGGAGGAGAUGGUCGCUGCCGGAGUGAAGAUUGUUGGGAUUGAAGGGAGGGAGGUUGAGAGGGUUAAGGGGCGCGGGAAGGAGGGGCAUUGA